Stylophora pistillata is the source of this 2326-nucleotide messenger RNA. RefSeq names its product mitochondrial inner membrane m-AAA protease component paraplegin. Gene Ontology annotation, biological process: mitochondrial protein processing. Gene Ontology annotation, cellular component: membrane; m-AAA complex. The record is from RefSeq and is a predicted model, not a curated record. Gene Ontology annotation, molecular function: metalloendopeptidase activity; ATP hydrolysis activity; zinc ion binding. Lineage: Eukaryota; Metazoa; Cnidaria; Anthozoa; Scleractinia; Pocilloporidae.
AACAGUUUCUUUCAAAACUAUCAGCCUUUACAUGAUUAUAAAGAAUGCUUUAUAUUUUAGACAGGAGGAUUUAAAUAAAUAAGUAUGUAGUAUGCAAUUAUUAUAGAAUAGUAGAUUAGGUUUAACUUAAACCAAGUAAACAUUUUAAUCACCACAUACAUGGUCUUACAAUAUAAUUGAUGAUUACCACCCUUGAUUAUUUUUAGGUGUGUUAUUUGGGAUAUACAGUACAUGAAUGCAUACUGGAGAUGUUCUUUGUCUGUGUUGGUUUGUUAUUAAUGUUAAAUUAUAUGAGUUUUCUUCAUUUCCAGGUUGAGCACCAAGAAGUACCUUCAAGUCAGGACAAAGUUUAUGUCUUCCUACACAGAGGUGCAGUAGUAGGAGGAAAGGAGGUAUUGACUCAUGGACCACAUUUUGUGUUCAGCAUUGCAAGUUUGGACAGCUUUGAAAAGAAGAUGGCUUCUGCUCAAGCUGAUCUACACAUAGCAUCUCAUGAUUUUGUUCCUGUAAGAUACAGCACAACAAAUGAAUUGCUAUUCACAGCCUUGAGUGCUGCUCUAAGUAUUGCUGUUUUGGGGUUGGUAUGGUAUUGGCUCUUUGGAAGAGGAACAAAAGGAGGAAACAAAUCAGGAGGAAUUAUGGGAAUGAAUCCAUUUGCUAACUACAUCAAAGCUAAGCCAACAGUGGUCAUGCCAGGAAGUGGAAAGGGAAUAAGCUUCAAAGAUGUUGCUGGAAUGGAAGAUGCAAAAUGCGAAGUGAUGGAAUUUGUAGACUAUCUGAAGUUGCCUGCAAGAUAUUCAGAGCUUGGAGCAAAAAUUCCCAAGGGAGCUCUCCUAGUUGGUCCUCCUGGUACAGGAAAGACUCUACUGGCCAAAGCAGUGGCCACAGAAGCAGAUGUACCCUUCCUUACUAUGGCUGGGUCAGAUUUUGUUGAAGUUUUUGGUGGUGUGGGCUCAGCAAGAGUCAGGGAUUUAUUUGGUCGAGCCAGGAAACUUGCUCCUUGUAUUCUUUACAUUGAUGAAGUUGAUGCCAUUGGAAGAUCACGUUCAUCAAAUUCUAUGGGAGGACACAGUGAACAGGAAAGCACCUUAAACCAGCUUCUUGUUGAAAUGGAUGGUAUGAACACAAUGGAAGGUGUCGUAAUGCUGGCUUCUACUAACAGACACGACAUUUUAGACCAGGCUCUCCUGAGGCCUGGACGAUUUGAUCGACUCAUCGCCAUAGACCUUCCAACUCUAAUUGAACGGCAGGCAAUAUUUGAAGUUCACCUCAAGAAACUGUCCCUAAAGAUGCCUGUCAAGGCGUUCUCUAAAACUCUGGCAGAACUCACUCCCGGCAACAGUGGUGCGGACAUUGCCAACAUUUGCAACGAGGCUGCUCUGCAUGCAGCUCGUAUGAAAGAUAAAACGGUUGAUAAGAGAAACUUUGAAUAUGCUGUAGAAAGGGUCAUUGCUGGCAUGGAAAAGAAGACUCAAACCAUGUCUCCUGAAGAACGCCGCAUCGUUGCUUUCCACGAAGCUGGACAUGCUCUGGUCGGCUGGAUGUUGGAACAUACUGAUCCGUUACUUAAGCUAUCCAUUGUUCCACGGACCAACGCCACCCUUGGUUAUGCGCAAUAUCUUCCCUCGGACAACAAACUUUACAGCACUGAACAGUUAUUUGAUCGAAUGUGCAUGGCUCUGGGAGGACGUGCUGCGGAAGCCAAGAUAUUCCGGCGGGUAACUACUGGAGCCGAAGAUGAUCUUCGCAAAGUAACCGACAUGGCGUAUAAACAGGUCGUGACGUUCGGGAUGAACCCUCGUGUUGGGAAUAUUUCAUUUCCUGUCAGAAAACCAAGCGAGCCGACCAAGAAGUUUUACAGUGAUAAACUUGCUAAGCUCAUGGAUGAGGAAGUACGCAUAUUAGUUGGAAAGGCAUUUCAGACUACCAAUUCAAUAAUAGAAGAAAAUCGGGACAAACUGUAUGCGCUUGCCCAUGAACUCCUUGACAAAGAAGUCCUCAGUUACGAUGACGUGGCGGCAGUGCUGGGUCCGUGUCCCCAUGGGGACAAAAGGGUCCGUUCCAACUCACAUGACGGCAAAUCGAAGUCCGAGCCCCUCUUCUCGACUUGAUGACAUGUUCCAACAGUAAACUUUCAAAACCUUCCUUCUUACUGAAGUUCGUGUCAAUAAAAAAGUACACGGCAGUGAAACUCAAGCCGUUAGCUAUCCGUUAAAGAGAGAGCACCACCGUAAAUCAGUUAUAAAAUUCGACUGCGGACUCGAUUGAGUGUCUUAACAUGUCUAACUGUUGUGUAAAUAUUUGUAAAUAAAAUAAGGCAAACCAA